Acaulospora colombiana is the source of this 318-nucleotide messenger RNA. The record is from the annotation of a GenBank genome assembly. NCBI's taxonomy places the organism in Eukaryota, Fungi, Glomeromycota, Glomeromycetes, Diversisporales, Acaulosporaceae.
AUGUCUUUAAUUCAAGACAUUUCCUCUGAAGUUUUUUCUAAUACCCCAAAAUCUCCAAAAUCUCCAUCUCUUCAAAGAUUUGAACGCCAAUUGGGAGGACAUAGCAAGUUAAUGGCCAUAAAUGAUGGUUCUAUGAUAGUCAAGCCGUGUAACGAAAUCGAAAGAGAUUUCUACGAGCUCAGCUAUAAUUCUUCGCUUUUGGAACAACAAGAAGAAUAUAUCAAUGAAGAAGAAACCAAUAAUGCAAGUGUGAACGCACAAGUUUUCAGGGAAAACAUGAAUAUCUCUGGGGUCGAAGAUAUCCUUAAUAUUUUUGUA